AUGUAUCAAUUUUCACCAUCUUCAACUGCACUUCUAGAACGAUGUAUAGAAUUAGCUAAACAAAAUGAGCAGACUAAUGCAUGGAAAGAACGAUUUUUAGUCAGUAUGGACUCCAAAGUAAGUGAUAAUGCUGAAGAAACACUAGCUGUAUGUAAUCUAGAGAGUUCAGAAGAAAUGGAAAUAAUUGUUAAUCCGACUUACACUGACGACAAAUAUAGAGAGAUAGAAGCGGACCCAAUAUUAAAUAUUAAUAUUUUAUUUGAAGAUGCCAAUAAUGGCGAAUUAUUAACAAAAUUAGCACAGAAUAUAGAUGAUACAUGUGCUGAAAAAUUGUUUAAUCACAUGAUGAAAAACCACAUAAACUUGAAGUAUAUAGAAAUAUUUUUUAAAUAUUUUUUACCGCAUUACUUUAAACGACACCAGAGUCGGUUGUGUUUAGAUGUUAUGAUAAAUGCAUAUAAUGUUUACCCAGCCCAGUUCCACAUAAUUUUAAAAAACAUGGUGAAUGAUGAAACUAGUACAAAUAUUUUACAAGAGUUUGUUUCUACUCUGAGUCCGUCUAAACAGACUGACAUUUUGAAAAUCAUUAUGGCGUCUAAUAUUUCUUCUAAUACAUUUAUGAGACACAUGUUUUCUAUUCAUGCUUGUUAUAAAAAUUGUACAGGAAUUGAGAAUAUAGACAAUUUUAUAUUUGUUAAACUGAAAGAGGCAUCAGGAGACUGUGUCACAGAUAAGCAAUAUGGAAGACUUUUGUUUACAUAUCUACAAAAUAAAAAAGAUUGUAAUAAUAUACAUUUAAAGAAAAUUGUGGAAAUUCACAGAUCCCCUUUUAGAAGACCAUGUUUAAAUCUAUUAAAUGGAAUUUCUGAGAAGUCUUGUUAA
This is a messenger RNA of Pieris macdunnoughi, 882 nucleotides long. Lineage: Eukaryota; Metazoa; Arthropoda; Insecta; Lepidoptera; Pieridae. The record is from the annotation of a GenBank genome assembly.